This is a messenger RNA of Felis catus (domestic cat), 1313 nucleotides long. RefSeq names its product olfactory receptor 4F6-like. The record is from RefSeq and is a predicted model, not a curated record. Gene Ontology annotation, molecular function: olfactory receptor activity; G protein-coupled receptor activity. Gene Ontology annotation, cellular component: membrane. Bases 1 to 939 code for a protein of 312 amino acids. Lineage: Eukaryota; Metazoa; Chordata; Mammalia; Carnivora; Felidae. Gene Ontology annotation, biological process: G protein-coupled receptor signaling pathway. The transcript has a single exon.
AUGUUUGAAACAAAUUACUCUGAAGUGUCUCAAUUUGUGUUGCUGGGACUUUCUACCUAUAGACCAGUGCAGCAUUUUCUCCUUGCUUUCUCUGCAGUGUUUUAUGUAACAAUUGUUCUGGGAAACCUUUUGGUUGUGUUUGCAGUGACUUUUGACCCAUACUUACAUUCCCCCAUGUACUUCCUUUUAGCCAAUCUCUCAUUUAUUGAUUUGUGCCUUUCUACCUUAACAGUUCCUAAGAUGAUUCAUAACCUAUACUCUGGGUACAAAACCAUAUCCUUUCAGGGCUGUGUCAUCCAGAUAUUUGCCCUUCAUGUCCUGGGUGGAUCCGAGAUGGUCCUGCUCAUCGCCAUGGCCUUGGACAGAUAUGUGGCCAUAUGCAAGCCCCUCCACUACCUGAUUAUCAUGAGCCCACAGAUGUGCAUUUUGCUUCUGGCCGGUGCUUGGGUUAUUGGCCUCAUUCAUGCAGUGGUCCAGGUAGCUUUUGUUGUCCAUUUGCCUUUUUGCGGUCCUAAUGAGAUAGAUAGCUUUUACUGUGACCUUCCUUGGUUUAUCAAACUUGCCUGCACUGACACCUAUAGAAUGGAAUUCAUGGUUACUGCCAACAGUGGGUUCAUUUCCAUGGGCACCUUCUUCUUAUUGCUCAUCUCCUAUAUCUUCAUCCUGGUCACUGUAUGGAAACGUUCCUCAGGUGGUUUGUCUAAAGCCUUUUCUACUCUGUCAGCUCACAUCACUGUGGUGGUUUUGUUCUUUGGACCGUGCAUCUUUAUUUACAUGUGGCCAUUUCCCACAGUGCCAGUGGAUAAGUUUCUUGCCAUUUUGGACUUUAUGAUCACACCCAUUCUGAACCCCAUUAUCUACACGUUGAGGAACAAGGACAUGAAGAUGGCAAUGAAAAGACUGAGUAGUCAAUUCCUGAGUUUGAGAAUAAUCUCCUAAAUAACUCAUGGGGAAACAAGUGGUGCCUUCUGCAAGCAAUACUGUGUGGAUAAGUGUUGAAGGGUUAUAUACUAUCUUAAGACAAUUUAUUUUUCAGUAGAACAAAAAUCUCAGAUAGUUUAUUCCAUGUUAAUGGUCAGUGGUGUGAUUAUAUGCAUAUUUAUUUAUCUAAGACCAUUUUGCCUAUUUUAAAAUUUUAAAAUACUGAAAACCUGCAUUUUGUGGGGCUCAUGAAUUUGAAGUCACCGUGCUGUAUUUGCAGAGCAAUGGUGUAAACAAAGUUUUCUGUGUUACUGGAUUGGAAUAUAUUCUCAUGUAGACAGAAUGAUUGAUUCUUACAACUUUUUUUUUUUUUUUGGGGUGAACAAAGCAUU